Messenger RNA from Drosophila sechellia, 784 nucleotides. RefSeq names its product kunitz-type U19-barytoxin-Tl1a. The coding region runs from base 260 to 595 and encodes 111 amino acids. Gene Ontology annotation, molecular function: serine-type endopeptidase inhibitor activity. The record is from RefSeq and is a predicted model, not a curated record. Lineage: Eukaryota; Metazoa; Arthropoda; Insecta; Diptera; Drosophilidae. The transcript is spliced from 2 exons.
GCAUCGGUUCGUUUGGAUUCGUUGGUCGGCGGCACGUUUUUGCCAACGAAAGUAGCGCAGAUUACUUAAAAAUACCAAAAACCGAAAAAUUGGAACAGCCUCUGCCGGCGGCAGUUUCUCAGUUUCAGAUAUUUUCAAAUAGUCCGACUCUCCGAUCCGGCAUUCCGCGUUCUCAUCUGGUGCGAGUACCACGAACAGCUGCUCCCGUUGCUGCUUCGAUUCCCAUCGUCAUUCCGCUGUCGGUGGCCGCGCUAAAAACAUGAAAUUGAAAAUCAAUCUGGCGUUCCUCCGUGCGACACUCGUCGGUCUCCUGUCCAUCAUCCUCCUGACACAGACGGCGCAUAUCGAGGCCUUUGGAGGCGGAGGCGGCUCCUCAGGCAAUGGGGCAGUGGUGUCGUGCAAAGAGCUGAACAAUGUCAACUGCUAUGUGGGCCGCAAUGAGGGCAACUUCUGCAGCAGGAAGGAUCAAACCAAGGUCGUUACACGCUGGUACUUCGACAAGGGCGUCUGCAAGCCCUUCAACUACAAAGGAUGCAACGGCAAUCGCAACCGAUUCUGCUCGCAGGAAAGCUGCGAUGCACGCUGCGGCGAUUGAUUAGCAUCGGUGGAUACAUUGUACUAUAUAGAAACAUAGAUACAUCUUACCUAGGCGAUAAGUUUGUACGCGUAUGUUUAGCAAAUAGAGAUCGUUUCACACUUGAAGAAAAGUAACGUUAUUAACUAAAUACUCAAACUUAAAACUCAAUUACUUACAAUUCAUUCAUUAAAAUAUGAUUUUUACCCA